GAUAGUUUGGGCAUAAUUUCUUACUUUUCUAAAUCUCACUACCAUGGCUGAGGAGAAGCACCACCACCACCUCUUCCACCACCACAAGGAGGAGAAGCCCGUGGAAGAAGAGGUUGUGUAUUCUGAGGUCACUUGCGAAGGUGAUGGCAGGGGAGAUGUCUCCGCCACUGAGACCACCGUGUUUGCCACCUCCACUGAGGAUUUUGAAAAGGAGAAGAAGCACCACAAGCACAUGGAACACAUGGGUGAGCUAGGUGCUGCAGCUGCUGGUGCUUUUGCUCUGCACGAGAAGCACAAGGCAAAGAAAGACCCUGAGCAUGCUCACAAGCACAAGAUCGAAGAGGAGAUUGCAGCAGCAGCCGCAGUGGGUGGUGUUGGAUACGCUUUCCAUGAGCACCAUGAGAAGGAAGAAGCCAAGGAGAAAGAAGAGGAGGCUCAUGGCAAGAAACAUCACCAUCUCUUCUAAGCAUCCUCUUUGCUGAUUGCCUUGUGUUUCCUUUCCCUAUCAUCCUUCUCUGUUUCUUUCUGAUAUGUUUAUUCUGGAUGUCUCAGUUAUAGUGAGAUUGCCUUGUGUUUCCUUUCCCUGUCAUCCUUCUCUGUUUCUUUCUGAUCUGUUUAUUUUGGAUGUCUCAAUUAUAGUGAGAUGUAAUUUAAAGCAGAUUGAGAGAGAAUAAGAAUAAGAAUAAGAAAUCUAUUUGAUACCUCAA
Macadamia integrifolia is the source of this 707-nucleotide messenger RNA. RefSeq names its product abscisic stress-ripening protein 1-like. NCBI's taxonomy places the organism in Eukaryota, Viridiplantae, Streptophyta, Magnoliopsida, Proteales, Proteaceae. The transcript is spliced from 2 exons. The coding region runs from base 44 to 466 and encodes 140 amino acids. The record is from RefSeq and is a predicted model, not a curated record.